Molecule: messenger RNA, 777 nt
Organism: Mycotypha africana
Lineage: Eukaryota; Fungi; Mucoromycota; Mucoromycetes; Mucorales; Mycotyphaceae
Exons: 3
Source: RefSeq, a predicted model, not a curated record
UCUGUUCGGUCGGAUGGCUUCAUUGUUGAUUUUAUUUUCAGUAGGAGGAGAAAAGACGACGUAGUCAUAGAUGGUCAUGACUUAAAACUCGAAGAUUUCACCUACGAAGAAAUUGAAACAACGUACAGACCGUCCUUCAUCAAUUCAGGACGAAGAGACGUGUGUACUGCUGCAUGUGGGUUGGAUGUUGAAGAGCACCAGAUCCGCAAAUGCUCCAACAAGUACGUGCAGCCGAUAACAUGGUCAACAUGCUUCUUAAUAGAACAAAGCAAGUACAAUGAGGAUCUGAAGAAGGGCAGUCUCAAGAAGAAAAAGACAAAGGAAACGACUACUCAAAAACGAAGAAAGAACUGGAAGCAGAAACCCUUCGAAGUAGGCGACAAGAAUAAAGUUUCUCUUGCUGUCUUUGGAGAUGGCAUGUUUGGCAAAAAUAACGUGAAGUUGAAGGGUCUCCGUUGUGGCGUUGUUAGUGUCUUGUUUCGUGCGCUGAAAAGAAGAGAAGCAGCCGGCGAUCUGUUAGUGCUGACGAUUGACGAAUUCAAGACGUCGAUAAUUUGGUGCGGCUACCAUAGCGAGGAAUUGCAUGGUUUGGAUGAUGUUCCCGGCCAUAAUAUACUAGCCUGUAAAAGCUGCGGCAUACUAUGGAACCGGGGCAUCAAUGCCUGUAAGAACAUGAUGUCAAUAGGCACUACGAUUUGGAAUGGGAACGGUAGACCCAAAGUAUUCUCAAGGAAGAAGGCCGCCACCCCCACCACCUCCUCUACCACUAACACUUAA